CGCUGCCUCUGCAGCGUUAUUCCUCGGUUCCCUCCAUGGUGACCGCAGCCCGGAGGCCGCGUUAGGACCGCAUCCCGGCGGCUCGAUGGCAUCCCCCAGGACCAUCACCAUCGUCGCCCUUUCGGUGGCCCUGGGGCUCUUUUUUGUCUUCAUGGGGACCAUCAAGCUGACCCCGCGGCUCAGCAGGGAUGCCUACAACGAGAUGAAGCGAGCCUACAAAAGCUACGUGAGAGCCCUCCCCAUGCUGAAGAAGAUGGGAGUCAGCUCCAUCCUUCUCCGCAAGAGCAUCGGAGCCCUAGAAGUGGCAUGUGGCAUUGUCAUGACACUGGUUCCCGGCCGCCCCAAAGACGUGGCCAAUUUUCUGCUCCUCCUGCUCGUGCUGGCUGUGCUCUUCUUCCACCAGCUGGUGGGGGACCCGCUCAAGCGUUACGCCCAUGCUCUGGUCUUUGGGAUCCUGCUCACCUGCCGCCUGCUGAUUGCCCGCCAGCCCGAGGAGCAGCCACCAGAAAAGAGGAUGCUGUCGGUGAAUGGGGACGAGCAGCCGCUCCUCCACGAGGCAGCUCCUGAGAAAGGCAAAGUGAAGGUAUCUUAGUGGAGUGAGUCUGAGGAAUACGGACCCUCGAGGCAGCUCUCUCCAAAAGCACCCAGAAAAAAAUCCUUUUUUUUUUUUUUUUUUAAUUUACCUAUUUAUAUUUUUCAGCUGUCUAAAUAAAGUUUCACUUGGGGUCUGAGAGAUAUAUGGUAUGUCUACACCGUAGUCUUGCUUUUGCUGCUGGCCUGUAAUGUAGGAAGAUACAAGCUAGCUUUGAGCAGGAUGGUUUGGAGGCAGUUAGCACCUGGCUGGAGGAACAUUGGCCUCAGCAGGAGCUGCAAAACCAGAGUGUGGGCAGCUCAUCAUGCUAGAUUGGCACUCCUGAGGUGGGGGUUUGUCCCUGAGCAUAAGACCUGAGAUCCUCAGCAGUGUAAAGUUGGCCUGGAUGCACUUCUGCUACGUUACAGCCUCAGCAACAACUGCUGGGUAGAACAUUACCACUGCCCUGCACUGGCUCGUGCAGCCCAGCCCAUAGAGUCACCUCAGGCACAAAUGUACAUUUUCUUUUAUGUUGUCAGGCAGGGAAUGGACCCUACUCAGCAUUGUUGUGUUUGAGGGAGGUGUCCCACAGCCUUUGCUGCCUGUGACCAGUCUGUUGUGUGGUCCAGUGAUGCAGGGAAAACGUGAUGCACUACUUACAUCUUGGAUUUCCAUGCUUUGCAGAGGCUUUAGAACAGUGGCCUCUUAACAGUAACUUUUUCCCUAUUUAACAUGAAGCAAUGGUAUCUGUUUACCUCCCGACUGAGAAUAAGGCUCCCCGCUGAGGGGAUGGGAAGCAGAACUGCCUAAAGAAUUGCUUUUAUCCAUUACCAUAUUCCCAAAUAGUUUGCUGCUGGCAAAGAGCAUCAAACUCUCCCUUUCAAGAAAAAAAUAAAAAGAAAAAUAAAUCCCUUUUUCCAAAACUGCUGCAAUUUCUUGGAAUCCGUGGUUACUGCUAAUAGAUGAGGGUCUGAGCAUGUCUGGGUGUCACACUGUGCAUCCCAUACUUCAGUGGGAACGUCCCACUGGGGCAGGUCCUCUCACAAGACCCCAAAUCCCUGUGUGUCAAAGCUGAAAUCUUAUGGAGUGUCACGAGAAGUGUGUUUUACCUCUGAGUUCUGUUUGCUUCUGUCGAUGU
Molecule: messenger RNA, 1709 nt
Organism: Centrocercus urophasianus (Greater sage-grouse)
Lineage: Eukaryota; Metazoa; Chordata; Aves; Galliformes; Phasianidae
Gene: TMEM35A
Product: transmembrane protein 35A
Exons: 2
Coding region: 86-592 (168 amino acids)
Biological process (GO): chaperone-mediated protein complex assembly; positive regulation of protein localization to cell surface
Cellular component (GO): endoplasmic reticulum
Molecular function (GO): acetylcholine receptor regulator activity
Source: RefSeq, a predicted model, not a curated record